Molecule: messenger RNA, 228 nt
Organism: Podospora pseudocomata
Lineage: Eukaryota; Fungi; Ascomycota; Sordariomycetes; Sordariales; Podosporaceae
Exons: 2
Coding region: 1-228 (75 amino acids)
Source: RefSeq, a predicted model, not a curated record
AUGGAUGAAUUGGCUUCUGUCAUCCAGAGUCAAGCCACAGCACAGGCACAAGAGAGAACGCCGACUGUUCCGCCUCUUGGGUUGGCAGAUUCGGCCACCGUCAGGACCCGCGAGAAUGCGGCGACAAAGUAUGGUGAGACGGUCAAUGUUGUUGAUACGAACAGACGCCCGGCGGAUUCCGGCAAGAGCGGCACCUUUUUGAUCAGCCUCAAAGCAUCUACCGAGUGA